AUGGCCAAAUCCGUGAACCCUUGGUCCGCUUGGUUCACCAGCCCUGCAAACCCAUGUCUCAAGAUUAAGGAACUUUGUGCUGCGGACUCUCGCACAAAGAUUGACACCCAACGGGAGAAGACCACAUUUGCUUGUCGAGAGGAACACACUGUCCGCGUUGGGUUCUCGUUGAUUUUCGAACACGAAUAUGCUACCCGAAAAACGGUAGACGCUGAAACAAAAGAGCGCAAGGAAAUUCAGACACUCAUGAAAAUGUUCACGCUUCCGUCCAACGAUCGAUUUCAUUUUGCCUAUACGUAUAUAGCUACCAUAGGUAACAAUAGUAUAAAUGUAUAA
This is a messenger RNA of Penicillium concentricum, 336 nucleotides long. RefSeq lists its product as uncharacterized. Bases 1 to 336 code for a protein of 111 amino acids. NCBI's taxonomy places the organism in Eukaryota, Fungi, Ascomycota, Eurotiomycetes, Eurotiales, Aspergillaceae. The transcript is spliced from 2 exons. The record is from RefSeq and is a predicted model, not a curated record.